AUGAUCACGGUGCCGCGCGUCAUGAUCACGGCGACGCGUGUCCCCUUGGAAGCGGCCAUGGCCGCCGCAACAAUGAUCGUGAUCAUGAGGCCAACCUCGAGUCACUUCAGCAUAUGUCCUCGUAGGAGUGCUGGGACAUCCGGGGCCCCCCCAGCGCCGGAAUGUCCGAAUACCCAGGUGGGCCCACAAGGCAGAGCGCGAGCCGUGAGUGGACCAGAGGCACAGGCGGGGUGUGCACGGUCCGUCUAUGGCCCAGCGGGCUCGCACUCAUGUCUCAUUGAGCCCCCCCGGGUGUCUAGUACCCAGUCUGUGGAUCCAGAGGCCUUCCGCCCGCCUCCGUUGGGCGGCACUCCAUCUGGAGUUGGCUUGGACCACACACGCCCGGACAGAAGCCCACCCGUGCCGGAUAAAGUGUUGGACAAGCGGCCGGAAGACCUUACCGCUGUGGCGAUUGACCAGCCAAGGGAUGUUCCGCAAGGGAGCGCUGCUCCGGGCCGAGGGCGGAUCUCCGGUGGAACUGAUCCGAGCCCUGACAAGCAGAUCACCCAGGCUGGGAUUUUUGCGGUAGGCCGAGACCAGAUAAUAGUCCUUCAGUUUGCCGCUUUUCUCCACAAAGGUACAAAAGUUACCCUUGACCCUUCUGGAAACCUGUACCGCCGCAGGCGAGAAGGUUGUAAUGAGGGGGAUCAUGUGUUUACCAGGGGGAGGCUUCUUCUGGUCCAGGAAGCACCUGAACUGUCUCCUGAGGAAGGAUCUGGAAUACCCUCUCUUCCUCAGGGCCGUGAACAGGGCUCCCAUGGCCGUUACAAAGUCCUCCCGCCUGGUGCAGAUCCGGUGGAACCUCAGCAGCUGGGACUUCACCAAUCCCGCGUAGGUGUGUCGGGGGUGGAAGCUGGUUUUGUGGAGGAGGGCAUGGGUAUCCGUCUCUUUAAAAAACACCUUAAUGUCCAAAUGGUGAGUGGAGGUGAAAUCCGGACCCUUGAAGGUGGUAGUGUCCAGGAAGUCCACUGACGUGGGGCUGGUGGUGGACUUAAUGGUGAUACUGGGGUUGUGGGUAUUCAGGGUGUGGCGGAACCCCUCAAAUUCCUCCAUGGAAUGAGUCCACACCCCCCAGAUAUCAUCCAAAUACCUGAAAUAAUGGAGGGGUCUGAUUGCGCAGGCAGCAAGGGCAGAGGUCUCCCAUUCUGCCAUGAAGAUGUUAGCAUAGGCCGGAGCAAACUUUUUGCCCAUGGCCGUGCCCUUGAUCUGUAGAAAGAACCGGCCAUUGAACUCAAAGUCGUUCCUCCUGAGGUUGAUGUCGAGAAGCUGGAGGAGUUCCUUCUCGGGCCUGCUAACAUCUCGGUAUUUAUAAAAAAUGUUUUUGACGGCUUGGAUGCCCUGGUCAAUGUCAAUAUUCGUGUACAAACUAUCAAUAUCAAUGGUGAACAAGACUGCCUCUUGGGGAAUGAUCAAAUUUUUAAUUUUGUCAAUAAAGUCAUAUGUGUCCUUAAGAUAACUCUCGUGUUUAAUGGAGAGUGGGGUCAAAAAGUAAUCUAUAAACGCCGCCGUCCUGUAGGUUUCACUGCCGCAGUCGGACACAAUGGGCCUGCCCGGGGGUAUCUCGUACGGUCGGCUCCACUUGUGUCGUUCCUUGUGGAUCUUGGGGAGCAAGUAGAACCUACGGGGGCGGGGCUCCGAUUCGCCCAAGAGGUAAGUCUUUUGUUUGUGGUUAAUGAAUCGUUUUUUCAUUAAAUUUUUGACUAUGUUUUCGACCAUAGGGAUCGUUUGUGGGUAAAUGGGCGUGGCCAAUGGUUGGUAGUAGGUGGUAUCACUCAAUUGUCUGGUGCCCUCCCAGACAUAUUGAGACCUAUCCAUGAUGACCACUGCGCUACCCUUGUCUGCCGGCUUAAUAAUUAUGUUCCUGUUGUUUUUCAGGCUAUGCAGGGCCUCUGUUUCGUACCGCGUCAGGUUGGGCGCGACCGCGAGGGCGCAGCCCGAUAGGAGCGACGGGUGUUCGUCCGCCAGGACCAGCGUUUGGACCUCUGGAGGAAGCAGUCCCGGUGAGGGCUCCCAAUCGGACCUCGGGGUGAAAGGUCGCGGCCCAAGAGACUCUUGCUUUUCAUAGAAAACCGCAGUUUUGACACUUCUAUGAUAUUCCUGCAGGUCGAAUUUUACUUGAUGGUGCCACUCUGGACUGAGGCUGGUGGACGGGACGAAACUGAGGCCCUUGUCGAGGAGGGAAUGCUGCGAUGAGGUAAGUAGGAAAUUUUUUGAUAAAUUUACGAUGUUUUUGUUUGUGUUUAUGUUUCCCCCCCGAAAGGUCGGGCUUUUGGGGAGGUCAAGUUUAAACAGUGAUACCAGUGCCUCAUCAUGUUCUUGGCUGUGUCCUUUGUCCAAUGGAUCUUGUCCCUCCCCGUUUCAAAAUCGUCGUCGGCGAGUGCCGGGAAGAAUUGGAGGCGGGCUUGGAUGUAAUUGUUAAUCAGCCGGAGGUUGUCCUUGUGUUCCUCGGGCAGGGAUUCCGAGAAAUUGAGGAGGGGGAUGAAGACUUCGGCAUUAGGGAAGGUCGUUUUGGCCGCUUUAAGGGCCCUCCGGAGCUGUUUGAAGGUGGUAACCUUGGGUUUUUGUUCCCUAUUAUUGAUACCGAAUGCUAAGACCACCUUCUCAACCUCAGGACUAACUGCUGUUUUUUUCAGGAUGGCCUCUGCAUGGAGAAAUCUGGCCCCCGGGUAGCUGUCGAUCUGGAUGUCCUGGUGACGUAAGGCUGGAAGGUGCUUGAGGUUAGAGUCCCCGAUCACCACGACCUUCCUGCUGACAGACAGGUGCCAAUCCAUCAUUUUUCGAUCCGAGUUGAUGUGCACAGUGGGCUUUCUGGCAGUGCUCGGACUCGUAGGCGUGGUAACCUGCGCCGUACUAUUGUCUUCUGUCGGCUGUGAAGUCGAAGUGACUGUUUUUGUUUUUUUCUGGCUUCCAGAAAACAGUUGGGCCCAACUUGGGGUUCUCAGACCCAGGACAGGCCUGUCUGGGACGGACGUCUCCGGGAGGGGCACGCCCGGGAGGAGUGGAUCCGGGACGGGUAGGUCCAAGAGGGGCGUGUCCGGGAGGGGCGUGUCCGGAAGAGGCGUGUCCGGAAGAGGCGUGUCCGGAAGAGGCGCGUCCGGAGGAGGCGUGUCCGGAGGAGGCGCGUCCGGGAUGGGCGGGUCCGGGAGGGGUUCCUGUGACCGCUCAGGGUAGAGUAGGUACCAGGGUGGAGGCGUGUCCGGGGAAGACUGAUCCCGUGUGGGCGACCCCGACUGCUCAGGUAAGUGUUGGUCCGUCUCUGGCUGGUCAGGAGUCCCCCGCACAUUCUCAUCCCCAUGUAUCAAAAUCAACGCACUGUGUUCAACAGGUGGAGCCGGGCGAGGCGGCGUGUCGGAGACCACCGGGAGGACCCCGAUCUCAGCACCGACCCGCGAUCGCGGCCCUUGCGGCCGGACCAAAGGUGCCUCGACGAUAGCGUCGUCGGCAGGUCUGCUGCACGGCUUGCGAGGUCGCGUUGCUCUCUGGGCCACAGAUGGUUCGGUAGCCGGAGAGGAAGGCGACAAGACCGGGAAAGGGACCGGAGUCACCCGUCCACGCGGGCCCCGAUCCUGCUCCACCUCAGGGGACCACUCCCUGGUAAUGGGGUCGGUCAUGGUGGACACCGUGGCGUGUGCAGCGGCAGUUGGUAGAAUGACCGGCGGGGGCAGCGAGGGGUGCACCACCUCCAUGACAACGCGGUUGUCCAACGAGUCCGAGUCCGCUCGAGGCUCGGUACGUCGGCGCCGCGCUGGGGGCAACACCUCCUCAACGGCCCGGGUGUCAACCAAGACCGAGUCCACCUGAGACUGGGCCUGCUGGAGCGUCUCAGUCGUCAGCCUGCGCCCUAGGUGUGUCUUGGCCCACGCCGAGGCCACUUUGAAUGGGGCUUCCCAAUUGUGUGAAAUAAAUUCCCCCAGUUUAUCAGCUUCUGAUUGCAGUGUUUUAUGGUAAUGUUCCCUAAGAAUUAUAAUUGUAGAAUGUGCCCAAUUUUUUGCAUUACCCUUUAUCCGGUCUUCUGUGUCGGGGUUGGUAACAGCUGGUCUGAUGCCCGUCGUCAAAGCAAGUUCCAUCCUAGUGAUGGUAAGUGGUUGUUGUUCCUUGCUGACGUUUUUUAGAUGAUGUACCACUUUAAUGAUGUUGUACAUAAUCCUAGCUAUGGAGCUAAAGUCGGGGUCCAGAUUGUCAGGAGAAGAUGCCCUGGGGGGAUGUGCCUGGUUAAUCUUGGCUGUUCUUUCUUUGCGGCGUUUUCCCCGUGCUGUUUUGUGUUGUUUGUUACCCCUAUGAUUUGCCCUAUGAGUCCCCCUGGGAUAGGGAGGGUUAUCAUGGGUAGGGUGGAAAUUUCCCCUGUUUUGGCGGGGCAUGUCAUCUGCCGGAAAAUUGGGAUGUUGCGGUUGGAAGCCUCUGAAAAAUGUGUUAUUAUUUUGGCGUGCAGUGUCGUUGUUUCGCCACUGUGGGGCGCUGUCUCGUAUCUCACGCGCGUUAUGAUCCCGGUGACGCGCGUCAUGAUCCCGGCGACGCGCGUCAAGAUCCCGGCCACGCGCGUCAUGAUCCCGGUCACGAGCGUCAUGAUCUCGGUCACGCGCGUCAUGAUCCCGGUCACGCGCGCCACGAUCACGGUCACGCGCGCCAUGAUUACGGUCACGCGCGUCGC
Molecule: messenger RNA, 4687 nt
Organism: Entelurus aequoreus (snake pipefish)
Lineage: Eukaryota; Metazoa; Chordata; Actinopteri; Syngnathiformes; Syngnathidae
Exons: 5
Coding region: 1-1011 (336 amino acids)
Source: RefSeq, a predicted model, not a curated record